This is a messenger RNA of Otolemur garnettii (small-eared galago), 2046 nucleotides long. Its product is annotated as zinc finger protein 880-like. NCBI's taxonomy places the organism in Eukaryota, Metazoa, Chordata, Mammalia, Primates, Galagidae. The record is from RefSeq and is a predicted model, not a curated record. Gene Ontology annotation, biological process: regulation of DNA-templated transcription.
UUUGGUAAGGAAGACUCCCAGAUCCAGAGAAAGAAGAAAGAAGAGGAGUUCAGAAUGGCUCUUACUCAGGGACGCUUGACAUUUAGGGAUGUGACCAUAGAAUUCUCUCAGGAGGAGUGGCAGUGCCUGGACCCUGCUCAGAGAGCUUUGUACAGGGCCGUGAUGUUGGAGAACUACAAGAACCUGGUCUCCCUGGGACUCUUGCUUCCUGACCUGACUGUUCUUUCCAUGUUGGAGGAAGGGAAAGAGCCCUGGACUGUGGAGACUAAAGUGAAAACAAGAAAUUCAAAUAAGGGAGAAUGGAUCAAAGGUGUGCACUCAGGGACGAGCUGUGUAUUGGGAAUGGAAGCAAGAUACAAACCUACUAAAAAUCAACUUGGAUUAAGCUGUUACUCCCAUGUGCCUGAACAGCCAUUAUUUCAAGAUGAAAGGAAAACCGAUGAAUGGAAUGAAGUUGAAAACUCUCUCAAUCAUAUUACCUCAUUUUCUCCGCUUGAAAACAUCCCUUCCAAGCUCAAAAGCCACAUGCUUAAUAAAAAUCAAAAUGAUUUUGUCCAUUUUCCAACAGUCACACAAGAACUGAACGUACACAUUAGGGAAGAACGUUAUAGGCAUAAUGAGUGUGGCAAAGCCUUUAGUGUGUCUUCAAACCCUCCUGAUCAUAGGGUAGUCCAUACAGGAAAGAAACCUGCGAAAUGUGAAGAGUGUGGCAAGGGCUUCAGAAAAAAUUCAGAUGUACAACAUUGGAGAAUCCAUACUGGGGAGAAACCUUAUGGAUGUAAUGAGUGUGGCAAAGUUUUCAGGAAAAAUGCACACCUAUUCCAACAUCAGAGAAUUCACUCUGGGGAAAAACCUGGCAAAUGUGCCAAGUGUGGCAGAGCAUGUAGUCUUCCUUCAAGGCUUUAUAAACAUCAGGUAAUCCAUAAUGCAAAUAAACUUUUCAAAUGCGAGGUGUGUGGCAAAGUUUUCAGGCAAAAUGCACACUUAGCAAAGCAUCGUAAACUUCACACUGGAGAGAAACCAUACAAAUGUAAUGAGUGUGGCAAGGCUUUUAUUUACAGUUCACAUCUUAUAAAACAUGCAAGUGUUCAUACUGCACAGAAAACAUACAAAUGCAAUGAGUGGGGCAAGGUCUGUUACAAAUCAAACAUUUAAAAUCAUCACAAAACUCAUUUUGGAGAGAAACCUUGCAAAUGUUACAAAGAUGGCAAAAAAUUUAGUUGGUCUUCAAGGCUUCCUAUACAUCAGGUUAUCCAUAAUGCAGAUGAACCCUACAAAUGUGAUGAUUGUGGGAAGGUUUUCCGGCACAAAUUAUCCCUAACAGUUCAUCUGAGAAUUCAUACUGGAGAGAAACCUUACAAAUGUAAUGAAUGUGACAAGGUCUUCAGUCAGAAAGUAUCCCUUAGGGUUCAUCUGAAAACACAUACUGGAGAGAAACCUUACAAAUGUAGUGAGUGUGGCAAAGUCUUCCGUCACAAAUCAAAUCUUAAAAAUCAUUACACCAUCCAUUUGGGAGAGAAACCUUACAAGUGUAAUGAAUGUGGCAAGGCCUUCAGACAGAAGAUAGGCCUUACUGUUCAUCAGAAAAUACAUUCUGGAGAGAAACUUUACAAAUGUAAUGAAUGUGGCAAGGCCUUCCGUCAUAAAUCACACCUUAAAAAUCAUCAUAAAAUCCAUACAGGGGAGAAACUUUACAAAUGUAAUGAAUGUGACAAGACCUUCAGAGAAAAAACAUCCCUUACACGUCACCAGCGAAUUCAUACUGGAGAGAAACCUUACAAGUGUAAUGAGUGUGGCAAGGUCUUCUGUCAACAGUCAACCCUUAAAACUCAUCACAGAAUCCAUACUGAAGAGAAACCAUACAAAUGUAAUGAGUGUGGCAAGGCCUUCAGUUUAAAGUUAUAUCUUAAAAGUCAUCAAAGAAUCCAUGUGUGAGAGAAUCCUUACAAAUGUAAUGUAUGCAGUAAUGUCUUUAGUCACAUUUCAUGCCUUGCACAGCAUCGGAGAAUUCAUUUGUGAGAGACUGCAAAUUCCUUGAGAGUGCCA